Molecule: messenger RNA, 906 nt
Organism: Pseudocercospora fijiensis CIRAD86
Lineage: Eukaryota; Fungi; Ascomycota; Dothideomycetes; Mycosphaerellales; Mycosphaerellaceae
Exons: 4
Coding region: 70-705 (211 amino acids)
Source: RefSeq, a predicted model, not a curated record
CCACUUUCACCAACUAGCACACUCUUCUUUUUAUUCCCCACAUUCGUUACGCAACCACAAUCUUUUCAAAUGAAGUUCACUCUCUUCGCUACUGCCGCCUUCGUGGCUGGCGCCAUUGCUGUACCAACUUCCCCGUCUUCUUACAAUAGCGAUCCCUGCGACGGCCUGUCCAAGGCGUACAAGGAGUGCAAGGCCAUUCAGGACCACGACUACGACCUUUGGCAGGCGGCCAUCAAGUACGAGGCUCUCCAAAAGUCCCAGUACGAAUCCUGCAAAAAGCUUGAGGCCAAGUACGAGGCAGACUACAAGACCUGCAGCGCGAAAAAGGCAGACGCAAAGAAGGCAUACGAUGCCGCCAAGAAGGAUGAGGAUGCUGCUGCCAAGGAGUACAACUCGUGCGAAUCGAAAUCCAAGCCAGAGUACAAGAAGAAGUGGGACGACGCCAAGAAGGCAUCAAAGAAGGCCUACAACGACUGGAACAACUGCUGUGAGGAUCCUGAGAAGAAGUACGAGGAUCAGGUCCAGAAGUGCAAGAAGGAAGGAACGGAGUGGAAGGCUGCCUGGGAAAAGAACGCCGCCGCCGAGGCCGAACUCCACAAGCAGGAAGGCAUCUGCAACUGGAAGCGUGAUCAGGUGAACGACUGUGAGAAGAAGAACCAGGACCCAAAGCAGCCUUCCGGCUACAACAAGCCAAAGGGUUACUAGAGAAGAAGAAAGAAACUCUCCCCUGCUUCUUGUUAUGACCAACCACCACCCUGCCCUGCCACUGAGCAGAACUUCUAGUUUUGAUGGGAAGGUUCUGGGAACAGAGGACUUCCUGAUUUGUGUAUGUAAUGGCUAAUCGGCAUGAGAGGCUGUGUUAUGAUAUCUAGUGUUUGAAAAUCGAAUCGAAUCGUCGGAACAGAG